This is a messenger RNA of Oncorhynchus mykiss (rainbow trout), 681 nucleotides long. RefSeq names its product pro-melanin-concentrating hormone. The record is from RefSeq and is a predicted model, not a curated record. Lineage: Eukaryota; Metazoa; Chordata; Actinopteri; Salmoniformes; Salmonidae.
UGACCAACAGUCAUCACAGGUGAGCGCAACUGAAGUCCACUCUCAAUUACCUUCGCAAGGCUGUUAGGACCAAGAUAGUGUAGUAGGAACGAUGAUCUUCCUAUACUCUGUUAUAUUCACACUGGUGCUGUUCUCUGAGUUUAACACCCGCUCGGUCGUCUUUGCGGUACAGACAGGCAAGAUGGACGAGGGUAGGACAGAGCAGGAGAGCCUGCGAUCGAUACUAGGUGAAGACACAAUGAGCGACAACGCUCUGGCUGCCCCGAGGUUCAUACGGGAGCCCGUCCUGGACAACGGACUGGGCGACGAAGAGGACAACACAAAGUACCUCAUCCUUUCAGACAUUGGACUGAAAGGGCACACCAGACGUGGCAUGAACACAGCUUUCUCCCGAGCGCUUCCUGUCCUCCCUGACCGAGCCACAGAUCACUCUCCUGCUGAAUAUAGCCUGAAAGUAGAGCGCAGGGAGGCCGACCUUGAGAGUAAGUAUCGACCAGCGACUUCCUUCUACGGUUCCUGUAUCCGUUCAAUCAUGGGCAUUAGAAUGAUCCAGGUCGACGAUACUGGCAUUAAAAGCAUAACUGAGUGUGUUGAUACUUUUCCCCAUGAUGUUCCAUUCAUUAUUUGGAACAAGAGUUUUAUCAGCUGGACUUGACAUUUCAGACAUAUAAAAGCAACAAA